Dissoconium aciculare CBS 342.82 is the source of this 1970-nucleotide messenger RNA. Its product is annotated as ClpP/crotonase. The coding region runs from base 78 to 1868 and encodes 596 amino acids. Gene Ontology annotation, molecular function: propionyl-CoA carboxylase activity. The transcript has a single exon. Lineage: Eukaryota; Fungi; Ascomycota; Dothideomycetes; Mycosphaerellales; Dissoconiaceae. The record is from RefSeq and is a predicted model, not a curated record.
GAACACCAUUAUUCGGGCUUUUGUGCACAUAUUCAGAUACCUAGAUAGUGUGAUAAAUUCUUGAUCUUUUAGGCAAGAUGGGCAACGACGAAAUAGGUGCUAGGCGGAGUGCGACUGCCGUCGCAACGGCUCGCGUCGAUCAAGUAUCGUCUCACAUAUCAGCAUCAGCGCCCGGAUCAAACACAUCAAAUCCAGAUGGGAAGCGAAGAAGGAAAGCCAAAGCCAACGACUUGCCAGCAGACUACAGCGAUAUCCGAGGUCACAUUGAAAAAUUACGAUCGAUAGCCAAUACACCCGACCUCUCCCGGACAGGUUAUAUACGACAAAAACAAGCCGGCAAGCUCUGGGUACGCGAACGCAUCGCCAAACUCCUCGACCCGGGCAGUUUCCAGGAGAUCGGCAGCACCACAGGGACCGUCGGCUGGAAGCAACUUCCGACUUCGACACCAGGAUCCAACGAGGAGCGCGAGGAGCCGGAAUCCUUCCUCCCACAUAAUAAUGUGCAAGGUUACGGCAAGCUCAAUGGUCGUCGGAUCCUCUUCACCGCGGACGACUUUUCCAUUCGUGCGGGACAUCAGGACGGCCAUCUCAUGGCGAAGACGCUCUAUACCGAAAAGCUCGCAUUGCAAUUGAGACUGCCUAUGAUUAAACUUACCGAUGGCUCCUCCGGCGGUGGAUCGGUCACUUCGAUUGAGAAAUGGGGCUACUCAUAUGUUCCGCCCUUGACCGGCUUCGAUGUCGUCGCGAAGCAGCUCAACAUGGGAAUUCCGAAUCUCGGUGCCGUCGUGGGCCCGGCCAUUGGUCUCGGCGCAGCACGGGUGGUCUCAUGUCAUUUCUCCGUUAUGGCCGCAGACGUCGGCGCCUUGAUCAACGCCGGACCUUCCGUCGUGGCGGGCGCCACCUUCGAGGAAGGGCUCUCGCUCACAGAUCUCGGUGGACCGGGAAUGCACUGCACAAACGGCACGAUCGACAACCUCGCUGCGACCGAGGAGGACUGUUUCGCGCAGAUCCGCACCGUCCUAGCAUACCUGCCAAAUUCAGGCAUGUUGGUCCCGCCGGUCGUGGAUUCUUCAGAUCCCAUGACCAGAGACGCCCCGGAGCUCCGAUCCAUCGUCCCGCGAAAACGCGAACGCACAUACGAUGCGCGCAAAAUCAUCACCACCGUCGUCGACACCUCCUCCUUCUUCGAGAUCGGCGCCCUCUGGGGCCGCACCGCGAUAGUCGGCCUCGCGCGCCUCGGCGGCCGACCGAUAGGAAUCAUCGCCAACAACGCCGAAGUCGCGUCCGGCGCGCUCGAUGCCGCAGGCGCACAGAAACUCACACGGCAUUUGAAGUUCUGCGACAUUUUCAACCUACCGAUUCUGCAAUUCGUCGAUGUCCCAGGGUAUGCGGUCGGGACGGUCGCGGAGCGUACGGCGACGAUGCGCUGGGGCGUGGAGUUGACCAAGACGUACUACACCACGACGGUGCCGAUCUUCAGCGUCAUUGUAAGGAAAUGCUAUGGCGUGGCGGGCGGGAUGAUGGUGGAUUCGCGCGACCCGCAUAUGCGCGUGGGCUGGCCGAGCGGAGAGUGGGGAUCUCUGCCGCUGGAUGGUGGAAUUGAGGUCGGUCAUUCGGCGGAGUUGAGGAAGAUUGAGAAGGAAAAGGGACUGGAGGCGAGGAAGGAGAGGUAUAGGGAAUUGGACGCUAUGUAUCGGCGACUGAUGAACCCUGUGAGAACGGCGAAUCAUUUUGGCAUCGAGGAGAUUAUUGAUCCCGCGAAGACGAGGGGUUUGGUGGCCGAGUGGUGUCGGAUCGUGUAUGAGGCGGAACUACCGGAGAGAGUGGCGCACAGAUUGUCAGGGAAGCUUCAGCCAGUCUUUGCAUGAGGAAGGUAUAUGUGAAGCGUGUUCAAAAUCGUUGCAGUGCCACUGAGGCUUCGAGACCUAUUAUUCUUUUCUGGACAACUCUAGUAUUGAUAUCUAAAAUUC